GCGGCUCCGUCUCGCCUAGCCCCGCCUAUUUUGGUCGAGAUAUGAAGAAUGAGAUCCAGGAGUCUGUUGAUAUUCUCAAGGCCGUCAAGGGUGCCAACAAGUUCAAGGGGGCAGAGGAACCUAGCGGUGUUCUCAAGGGAGCGCAAAAUGCAUGGGAUAUGCUAUCCGAGGAGCAAUCGCAGAAACACAUCAGUACUGGUUCCAGUGACCUCAACGGCAUACUUGGUGGAGGGAUUCACUGCAAAGAAGUUACUGAGAUAGGUGGUGUUCCAGGAGUCGGUAAAACUCAACUGGGGAUUCAGCUAGCAAUCAACGUCCAAAUCCCAAUGGACUAUGGUGGCCUUGGCGGCAAAGCAGUUUAUAUUGAUACAGAGGGCAGCUUCAUGGUUGAGCGUGUCUAUCAAAUUGCCGAAGGGUGUAUCAGUGACAUAAUGGAGUACUUUCCACACCACCAUCACAAGGCUUCAUCUGGCAAAGGAAAUCUGCAGCCUGAGGGUUUCCUGGCAGGCAUCUAUUACUUCCGAAUAUGCAGCUACACUGAACAGAUUGCGGUGAUAAACUAUCUGGAGAAAUUCCUCGGAGAACAUAAAGAUGUGAGAAUAGUUAUAAUUGAUAGUGUUACCUUCCACUUUCGACAAGACUUUGAUGAUCUGGCUUUGAGGACUAGAGUGCUCAGUGGAUUAUCAUUGAAGUUGAUGAAGCUUUCAAAGACAUAUAACUUGGCGGUUGUCUUGUUGAACCAAGUAACCACUAAAUUUACAGAAGGAUCGUUUCAGUUAACUCUUGCUCUAGGUGACAGCUGGUCCCACUCGUGCACAAACCGACUGAUUCUGUACUGGAAAGGCAACGAGCGGUGCGCAUACCUUGAUAAGUCCCCUUCACUUCCGGUAGCUUCAACACCAUAUGCAGUGACAAGCAAAGGGGUGAGAGAUGCUGCCACUCCAAACUGCAAGCGAGUUAGGAUCAUGUAGCAGCCUUGAAAUGCACGUUCCUGUUCGCCUAGAAGACGUCAGUGCCAUAUUUAAGUAGCUUCUGGAAAAGGGGAGUUCACUCAUUUGGUUGAUCCAGUGAUCCAAAAUACACCCAGACGCACUCCUGCCGUUUCAUCUGGCCUGACAUGUAAAAUGUCAUUUGACACUGACAGCCAGCAUAAAUGCAAUACCACGGCGAAUGUGAUCAGUGAAUGACUGGUAGCAGUAGCAUCAAGGGGGCAGCAGUAAUAUCGUCGUGCUAGAUGUAUUAAAAUUGGUGAGGAAAAACAGUUUUAUUAGCUAAGUGGAGACUCCCGAUGGCGGUGCUAUAUAGGUACCAACACCUUUUUGCUGUGGGGGCAAUUUCAGGCCUUUUGCAUUGCGAAUCUGAGUUGUUGGUUUGAGAAAUAUCAUGUGUUUUCUUUUGAAACAA
This is a messenger RNA of Lolium rigidum, 1404 nucleotides long. Its product is annotated as DNA repair protein RAD51 homolog 3-like. The coding region runs from base 42 to 971 and encodes 309 amino acids. The transcript has 9 exons. Gene Ontology annotation, cellular component: Rad51C-XRCC3 complex; replication fork; Rad51B-Rad51C-Rad51D-XRCC2 complex. The record is from RefSeq and is a predicted model, not a curated record. Gene Ontology annotation, molecular function: ATP binding; four-way junction DNA binding; ATP-dependent DNA damage sensor activity. NCBI's taxonomy places the organism in Eukaryota, Viridiplantae, Streptophyta, Magnoliopsida, Poales, Poaceae. Gene Ontology annotation, biological process: meiotic DNA recombinase assembly; reciprocal meiotic recombination; DNA repair.